AGAAGGUCGGUGACAAAGUCUCGCUUCCACACACUCUCUCAUCUCUCCGGGUUUUCCCCUUUGCGCCAUCGAUCGCUGCCAUCAGUCUAGGUUUUUCUUUCAUCAGAUUCGUGAAAAGACUCCUGAUUUCGAUCAAUUACCUUCUCAUUUCUGUGAUUAUCCUCGAUUACCUGUAACAAUCGGAGAGCAAUGGACUCAAAUUCAUGGAUCAAUUGCCCCUCUGUUUUCUCAUCGUCUUCUUCUUCGCGGCGGUAUCAAUCCCGAUCAGAUUUGUAUUUGGGAGGAGGGUUCGAGGAUUUCGAAGGGGAAGAUGAUCUGAAGGCGGAGUUUAUCUGCCCGUUUUGCUCAGAGGAUUUUGAUUUCGUUGGGCUUUGUUGCCACAUUGAUGAGGAGCAUCCCGUCGAGGCGAAGAACGGGGUAUGUCCUGUCUGCACAAAGAGGGUGGGAAUGGAUAUUGUUGGCCAUGUUACCACACAACACAGGAACUUCUUUAAGGUGCAGCGAAGGAGAAGGUUGCGCAGAGGUGGAUAUAGUUCUGCUUAUCUUGCGCUGAAGAAGGAACUGCGGGAAGCAAACAUGCAGUCUCUUCUCGGCGGAUCUUCCAACUUUAAUUCUUCAGCAGCCAACAUAGAUUCUGAUCCGCUGCUUUCAUCCUUUAUGUUCAACACUCCUUCGGCUAAGGAGUCGGGAAUCGGGUCUGUUACAUCCAUUACUGAAGGAGCCUCGGCAACAAAAGCCUCCCCACAUGAGCAAUCCCUCGAGAGAGACAUCCGAGAAACGCCACUUUCAGGCGAGGAUCAAGAGAAGGCAAGAAAGAGCGAGUUUGUUCGCGGCCUGCUUUUGUCAACCAUGUUCGAAGACAUCUAAUCUCACUAAAGCCAAAGCCUUUCAGCUGGUGGCAUGGUGGGGGAUAUGCAUAAGGUCUCAUUGAAUAAUGUAAGCAUAGCCUUUGUAGUGUAGGAGACGAAGAGUACCCAUUCAUAUAUUAUCAACCGUUGUACCUGGAACUUGUAUGUGCAUAAUUUUAAAAGAAUGUAGCUACUUUUCCUUCA
This is a messenger RNA of Tarenaya hassleriana, 1052 nucleotides long. RefSeq names its product protein DEHYDRATION-INDUCED 19 homolog 4-like. Lineage: Eukaryota; Viridiplantae; Streptophyta; Magnoliopsida; Brassicales; Cleomaceae. The record is from RefSeq and is a predicted model, not a curated record. The coding region runs from base 190 to 867 and encodes 225 amino acids. The transcript is spliced from 5 exons.